ACAUGCCAACUUCUAAAAUUAUCGUACUUACGACAACAAUCGAUCUUUUCAAUGGACAAUAAAAUGCGAUGAAGUCAGAAACGAAUUUAUACGUUAGAUGUUCACCCCAUCCACGUUUACGAGAAUUGAGGACGUCGAGUUGAACAAAUGAAUCGAUAGUUAUUUCACGUGUUCCUAAUCACUCUGAAAUCAGAGGCAAAGUUCAGAACUGUCCUAGUUUUUACACGGAAAUGCCUGCAAUUAGAAAAGGCGACAAAUUGCCCAGCGUGAUCUUGUACGAAGCUCUACCGGAAAAUCGAAGAAAUAUUCUGGAUCUGGUUGCUAAUAAGAAAGCCAUCAUCUUUGGAGUCCCUGGGGCUUUCGUUCCAGGAUGUUCUAGGGUCCAUCUCAGAGGAUUUAUCGAAAAAUCGACAAACCUGAAAUUCUUUGGCUUUGAAGAGAUAAUCUGCGUGUCUGUGAAUGAUCCAUUCGUGAUGUCUGCUUGGGGAAAUGCCAAAGGAGCAAAUGAUAAGGUGAGGAUGCUGGCAGAUCCCACGGGAUCAUAUACCAAAGCCAUAGGAAUGGACGUGAAUAUCCCGGAAUUGGGAGGCACCAGGAGUAGAAGAUACUCCAUGGCCACCGUGAAUGGCAUUGUAAAAGAAUUAUUCAUAGACGCACCCGAUGUGAAACUUAUGUGCUUACAAACAGAUGGUGUUCCUACGUAUUGUACUUAACAUUGGUGUAGCAGCAUAACAAUAAAAGUAGUAUUUGCAGUUACUCGUAUAUUAUACGAGAAUAUGGAUCAUUUAUCGCAGCAUAAAAAUACGUAAACAUCUUCUUCCUAACGCUAACAUUUAAUUGUACAAUAGAGUUUUAAUAAAAAAGAGGUUGACCUCUUUGUUCCAUAACCAGUUAGCUGUGUUUGACAAGUAUACUCGUCAUCGCUUACUCUUUGCAACACAUUUUAAGUACACACUUUUCAAAGAGGUCGCAACAGCUAACUGGUUAUAUUCGACGCGGUUUUCUUCUUCAUUUUCUUUAAUUAUAUCUGCUAUGAUUAUUUCUAAUAAUAGUGCAAUUUCACGAAAACUUUUAUCCUUUUUUCUGUGAUAUGUUAAAUCUCAUGGUGUACUACAUAUAAACAUAUCGGUGUCAAUUACCCCUGGUAUUAAUUGUACAAAAUAAAUCUAUUCUGCAAGUUCGAAAAAUUAAUUUCCAAGAAUUGCUGGAUCGCAGAAUGUAAACAAAUAUUCUAAUAUUAGCGAUCUGGAAAUCAGACAAUUCUUUGCCAAAAAUCUAUUGUACAAUUACAUGUUAUUGUUAGGAAGAAAUUAUUUAUGUAUUCUUUACCUAUAAUAAAUAAUCCAUAUCUUUGUACAAUGAACAAUACAAUAUUACCACUUUCUUUUGUACGAAGCAUACAAAUACAGAGAUACUGCUGUGUCCGAGUAUGAGUAAACUGACAAAUUUCAAUUUCCAAAAUCAUCAGACUUAAAGAUUGAAAAAUUCAAAUUUUCAGACUUACGAAGCUCAAAGUCCAGACAUUUUGUGUUUAUUAAUAACCCUAUUCCCAAUAAUUUUCUUUGCAAAAUUUCCUUGAACUUCUUGUCUCAAAUUCAUCGAAUAUACGUAGUAUCUUAGAACGAAGUUACACAGGUAUAUAACUCAAGGUCAACGUAAGGUCAUCAAGGUCAACGUAAAUGAGAAUCGUCACAGAUAACCUAAAAUAAGCUGUAAACAAGUAUCGCUUAGCGCACGAAGUAUGCAGUGCUCGGCAUUCCAAUGGAGUCCGGCAAUUGAUGACUUCCCGCGUAUACUUUUGCACGUUGUCACAAGUGCAACGUGAUUCCAUCAUAAACACGCUUCGUCAAUUUUCAUCCGACAGCGUUGUGAAUCAGAACACGCGAGAUUAUACGCGAUUAACAUGGCGUGUCAUUCGCCAUACACUUCCGUAAAUUAUUGCGAAUUAUAAAUUUAUCUUAUCGUAACGGCACGUUCACGCUGAUCUGAAAAAAGAAGAAAAUUUUUACUGCGCAACAGUUUGUCCUCACCUUUGACGUGUUUCAUAAAUACAGCAGUAACGUAAUACAUUUACGACGAUAUUUCUUAUUUAUUGAUCCUUCAUUUUUCGUACAUAUACGGUCAAGACGUUCGAGAUAGUUUUAAGGCUGCUUCUAUGCGUAAUGCCGUUACAGCUAUUUGACAUUCUUUCGAGUAUUAAUAAGCAGAUACUUGAGCUCAGCAGAAUCUGAGGAAUACUAUCUGUUUUUAUUUGACCUAUCUCACUGUGGAGGGAAACACUAGAACCGCCGCAUAUCGAUUUGAAGCGCCAGAUUCCUAGGUGACACACUUUGAGUAACUUUGGAUGCUGGACUUGAAGAUGCCACUCUAACAGUUAUAGUAGUUUUGGUGAACUUUCGUACUUGAAAGAUUAAUAUCGAUAUUAACUUCAGGAUUUACAAAACAUCAAACCGUGGGAACCAGAUAUACAGUGGCUCAAAAAAAUAUUUUAUGUAUAUAUUUUGAAAUGUCAUUAGCGCUAUAACGAGACAAGGUUAUGAUUGAUAUUGGAAAAAUUUGAAACGGAUCGGAAAAUAUAUAUAGAAGUUACAAGAUAUUUAUUGGAAGCAUAUACUUCGCAAAAACCACCAAAGUAUGUUAACAGUCAAUUAUUUACCACAUUAAUAAGACACAUAUAUAAUAAUAUACAUAUAGUGAAACUAUAUUAUUUAUAUUAUUAUAAUUACUAUUUAUACGUUUAAGACUACUAUUCAUGCUGUAUACUAAUUUUUCAUUUGAGCGUAUGUUUGCGAUAAAGGCCUUAUACAUUUUCAGAUUGGUUUCAAAUGUUGCUAUUAUAAUUAGGAUAGUAGUGUCUCGUUAUAGUGCUAAGGAAGUUUUAAAAAAUUCUGUACACAGCAUAGUAUUAUUUAUAUUGUAGGUUCACAGCCUGUUACAAACGAGGUUAUCACUAUGCACGUAUCCACUACAUAUAUCCUACAUAUAUAUAUUAGCAUUUACACAUAUCAACACAUAUACAUAUACAUAUACAUGUACGCAGUACAAUGCACAUAGUAUAAAUGUUCGAAUAUUUUCGUGAGCCACUGUAUCUACACCUCAUUAUCACUACAUAUACUUCAGUAUUCAAAUAUCCCUACGCUUCCAAUAUUGAAAUAUCUCGAUCUUCAAUAUUCUAAUAUUCUAACAUGACAAGAUACAUUCCGAUACAUUAAUUCUCGCAUAUUCCAAUUCAAGUGUCACAGUAGGUUAAUAGCAUUUCAAGAUUCGAAGGACGCGUGCAAAAUGCUUGCGUAAUCCGGACGCGUCGCGUCGCAAGCGAUGCACCGGUGGUAAACAGUGCGUUGGCCGGGAUGAUUGCCUGCGUGGGUCAUUACAAACUGGGUCAAUAGGACGGAAUAUCUGCUUGCAAACUCAAGAUACGGCCAAUAAACAAUCCCAGUCUUUAGUGACCAAUUUAUAAAUACGGAAAAUUUCUUUUCCAUGUAAACAUUCAAAAUGUAGCUACCUAGUAACUUCAUCAGCUUAGAACUAGAUCAUAUACUUGACAAAACACUCGAACUUGCAAUUGUAGGCGCUCGAUGAUUUCCAUAAUCGCUCCUAUUUGAACAAUAUCUUUCUCAAUUUCGUUACACAUUUUAGCUGCAAGUAUACGAUCGCAUUUGUUACGCACCAGUGAUGUAAAUAGAAAUUUGCAUAACGUGUAUGCAAAGCAUUAUCGGUCGCGUGAGAUAAAUAAUCGCAGUCAAACCAAUCUCGAAAAACAUCAUACAAAGCGGAAACUAAAAAUCAAAAGAGGCGUAGCGGCUUGAUAAAAAGUUUGAAGAGGACAACGCUGUCGCCAGUCAGGUAAAAGUGGUGUUUCAUUGAAGAGAUCCGAGAGUUCUCGUGGCAGUCUUCUAUUUUUAACAUUGAACAGCCAUGUAAUUUCAAUGACCGCUCUACCUGCCGGCUAUUUACGACUUAAACCGACAAUCUAUAAACCGUGCUUUUUCUCUAAGCAUUCAUUACCAAGUAUCCGUGAUCUUUAUUAUCAGAUGUAGUUGAAUUUUGGCUAAAAUUAUGUAGAAAAAUGACAAACACGAUAUAUUUCAAGAAAAAACAUAAAUGAAAUUUAAGAAGAAUAAGAUAAAUAUGAAAUAUCGAAACAGAUAUGAAAUACUAAAAAUAUACUUAACUCCGCGUUUGAUUAUAUUGGCCAAAAUAUUCAGGUCAAUUUUGUUAUUCAGUCGCUAAUAAAUU
Molecule: messenger RNA, 4239 nt
Organism: Bombus pyrosoma
Lineage: Eukaryota; Metazoa; Arthropoda; Insecta; Hymenoptera; Apidae
Product: peroxiredoxin-5, mitochondrial-like
Exons: 3
Coding region: 231-713 (160 amino acids)
Biological process (GO): cell redox homeostasis; hydrogen peroxide catabolic process; cellular response to oxidative stress
Cellular component (GO): mitochondrion; peroxisome; cytoplasm
Molecular function (GO): thioredoxin peroxidase activity
Source: RefSeq, a predicted model, not a curated record